AUGCUCAGAGAUCAGCAUGAAGGUCCCGACGCCAUUGGGCGUCUAGCAAGAUCAUCGGCGAAUCGAGCGAAACUUGUAAGGGCCGGAUGCUCGAUCCACUCGGUCUAUGACGUCCCGUCGCCGGAGAGGAAACUCCGACGGGCUGCGAGCGACGGCCGUUCGAGCGUGAGCGACAGAGACGACAGCUCCUGCUACUUCGGGGGAUCCUCCGAGUCUGAGGAGAAGAUCGCAGAUUACACGGCAUGGAAGAAGCACGGGAGGCGACUGGCGGCAGCCUACCGAUGCUUGCGGACAUCGGCAGUGUUCGCGUGCUUCGAUGCCGACGAGAUGGACAGACUGGCCGACAAGAUCUCGACAGAGAAGUUCUGUGCCUACGUGCCUGCUCGAACUUGCGCGAUGCAGGAGGAGCAGGGCGACGGGAUCUGCUUGUUCCUGCACCGAGGAGCCGUCAGCUGCUACUCCAAGGGCAGCGACACCUUCCACCUCGCCGAAAGUGACUACGGGAGGAAGAUGUUCAGCAAGACUGCUCCUGUGCUGCACCCACAUGCUCGCUCCUCUCUGACUCUCCCCCAGGCUCUCAUCUGCGACCUCGCCUUCGUCUCCGGCUGCCCAUGGCCCUUCUCCGCCGUCACCGACAGCGACUCGGAGGUCAUCGUGAUCAUGAGAUCGCAGCUGGACGACAUGCUGGGGGACGCCAAGACCGAGAAGAAGGCGAUGAGAGAUGUCUCGGCGCACUUCCGGUACCUGUCGGAGAGGUCGAAUGUGGAGUUCAAAGAGUUCUCGGAGACCUUUGUUGGUGGACCUGACCAGCUCCUUCCCAUCUUCCGCGGGGUCAUGAAGCACCCGACCAUGCCUCCGAACUUCCGGCCUCUGAUCGCUCCUGUUGCUGUGCGGCUGAAGGAGCUGACGGAGAACAUCGCUCCCUCUCUCUUUCACCAGGCAGAAGAUCUCCUAUCCUCCUCAGCGGUCAAGCAAGACAGCAGUGACAACCUUGCCGUCAUCCGAUCCUACAACAUGGAGAGAAAACUUGAGCGCCAUGGCGACGUGCUCAGCCAGGCGAAGCUGCAGAUCGAUCUGUCAACAGCCACGUCGAGGAAAGCAAGACACGACAUGCUGGUGCUGAGGGAUCACUGUCGGGUAGCCAACAACUGGCAGACGCUAGAGAGGUUCGAAGACUACGAGCGUAAGGAAGUGAUCGGUGCAAAGAGCCUGCAGAAUCAGUUCCGAGACUUCAAGAUUCAACAUGUCGUCGACUACUACGACAGGCAACCCAAGGACUCAGACGUCCCUCGUGAUCUCAACCUGGCCCGCAGGCAUGGCAGGCGAGCGCCUGACCUGUUGAGGAAUGAGAUCGCGUUGCAUGCGCUCAAGAUGAAGGAGCGCAUGGAGGAGGCGAAGCAGACCAUCUUCGAUGCCGGGCUCCUCUCCAAGUACGUGAAGAAGCUGCAGAAGCCCUCAGCCAAAGAGAUGAAGGCGAGCGGGAGCAGCGCGUCUUUGACCUCAAAGUCAGGGGGAAAGAAUUCUUUGCCGCAGCCUCUGCCCUGGCAGCGAAAGUUUCCUGAGCUCCUGCAGAAGAAAGCAAAGCCCACGGCCAAGGAUCGUCUGCCUUCGAUAGGCAAGCCAGCUAGACGGAGCCAGUCGGUCGAGCCAGUUGGUGAGAGGCACGAAGAAUUUCUGUUCUCGCGCGACUAUGGGAAAGAGCUCCUAGAGACAUCGCUCACAGAUUCAGAAGAUGAUCAGGCUGAGCUGAAGUGA
Molecule: messenger RNA, 1755 nt
Organism: Guillardia theta CCMP2712
Lineage: Eukaryota; Cryptophyceae; Pyrenomonadales; Geminigeraceae
Exons: 12
Coding region: 1-1755 (584 amino acids)
Source: RefSeq, a predicted model, not a curated record